AUGUUGACAAAUACAUUUGCGCAUGCCCCGAUCGUGAACGAAACAAAUCAUCAAUCAAGAAGAGUGUGCGGUAAAAUAGCUGCAAAAGCACAUAUAAUUUAGUCUCUAGUUCACGCACUAUGGCAGAUGGAUGGGCGAACUUUUCUUCUAAUGAUAGAAAUCAGAAUGGGCACCCUGUUGAAGACGAUGACUGGGAUGACUUUGGUGGGUUUGAAGGAGCAGAGCCAAUGCCGGCAGAAUUAGCACAACAGGAUGUUCCAAAUGAAGCAAGCCCAUCCCCAUGGGCCGUAUUCUCUGCAGGAGGUGCAGGAGGUGCAGCUCAACCAGAUUUACUUAUUGCUCCAGCUCAGCCUCCUCUACCAAAUAUGGAUAAUUUGUUCCUGAAUAAUUCUGCUCCUGAAGUCACUGCAAAUAGAGGAGGGUCUAUACCAUGUCAAGGGGCAGUUGGAGGGCCUCCUGAGAUAACUAUGCAAGCAGAGGCAUCUGUUCUUCAGGCUGUUGGACAAACGGAGGCUGACAGAAAGAAGUCAUCACUUAAUGAUAUCGAUGUUGACCUUGUUUUGGAUGAUAAUUUGGAUAUAAUAGGCUCAAGGAAGAAUAUUGGAUCUGCUGGUGUUGAUAGUAGUUCUCGAAAUAGUAAUCCUGUUUUGAGAAACCCACCAGUCAGCCAAUCUAACAACAGUUUCCUUGGUAAUCAUCAAGGAAGCUCAUCAGUGGAAGCAGCUCAGUUGUCUGGAAGAGUUGACAAUCUUCAAGAGCAGUUGUCCAUUGUAGAUAGAGAAAAAAAACGUUUACAACAGGAAUUGCAAGAAAUGGCCACCAGAAACGAGCAACUACAAGAGGAACUUGCGAAGGAAAUAACUGAAUUGGAAGAACAGAAAAAGAAGUAUAAUGAUUUAGAAUUAAAGCACAGCGGUGAUAUUGCAGAUCUUAGAAAAGCUGGACACGAUACACUAGCUAUUAUGUUGGAGGAGUAUAAGGGUUUGUGCAAAUGUGCAAUCUUAGAGCAACAGGAAGCUAAUGAACAGAGAUUAAAAGAAGCACUCACAAAAGAAUCAGAAAGAUGUGAAACAUUAAUGACAUCUCAGCAUGAGAGAUUAGUGAGUUUAUUAGAAGAAGAAAGAAAACGAAAUGAAGAACUAACUCGUACCACUAUAGCUGAACUUACGAAAAAACAUGAGGAAGAAAUUGAAAAUGUACUGAGUAUCCAAAAAUUAAAAACAGAAGAAGCAAACAAAAAGGCAAUAGAAAUGAUGACACAAACUCACAAGGAAUAUAUGGAGAAAUUAAUUGCAGAAGAAAAAGAAGAAUCCGCUGCAGUACUUGAGAAUGAAAGGAAAGCAAUUAUAGAAAUGAGCGAGAAAGAGAGAAUGAAAAGCAAGGAAGCACUGAACAGUGCACUGCAACAGGAGACGGACAAAUGCAAGGCUGCAAUUAAGGACGCGUUAGCUGAAGAGAGGAAAUCACAAGACGAAGCUAACAAAUUUGCAGCAGAGAAAACCAAAGCCAUCAUGCUGGAACAUCUUAAGGAACAAAAGAAGGCUGACAGUGCUGUCCGUCAGCGGUCUCUGGCAAGCAUUGAUUUAUUCCUAGAGGGCGCUAGACAGCAACUGCAAAUGUUACUCGAGUCGCCAGUACAGUUUUCCAAUGAAAAUGAUGCAAGUUCUUGAGGAAUGUCUUCAAUUUUGUAUUUAUUUAGGAUUUAUAGUAAAUUGUCACUCACAUCAUGAACUAAUGCUAACAUAGUAGUUAUUGAAAUGAAUUCAUUUUUUAUUGCUUGUAAUAGUUGUCAAAGCCUCUUGUAUUCUUAUAUGUAUUCAUGUAAAGUCAGUAGACAACAGUGCGUGUUUCAUCAUGCUUUUCUGUUUUCACAAACUAGACCAAACUACUUUGAUUUUGUUAGUUCAUGGUGUGAGUGAAAAAAUGUUGUAUCACAGAUUUAUAUUGGAAUUUUAAUAAUUGCUUAUUUGAAAUGGAACUUAUUUUGAUGAUGAUGGUCACUUAACAAGUGUGAUGGUCAUGAUUGUGACAAAUGCUAUGGUCACAUGACAAGUGUUAAGUACACUAUAAGGUGUCCUAUAAUUUUUAUUGUAAAUGCCGCUUCCCUUUUGCACAACUAUGAAAUAUUUAAUUAGCUAAGGACUUGCAGAUCUUUUAAUAAAACUGUAUGUUGGACAUUAAGGUAAUAAUUAUUACUCACUCUUAGUUUUAAACUUUUUAUUUGUUUUCUUUUAUAUAUAAAAUUCUUAAAUACUAUUUAGAAUUGAUGAGGACAAGAAUGAUUUGUAGUAAAACAUAAAUAUACUUUAGGUAUAUUGACUUUUAAUAUUUUUUUAUAAAGAAUCUUCAAAGGUUUAAA
Molecule: messenger RNA, 2359 nt
Organism: Anneissia japonica
Lineage: Eukaryota; Metazoa; Echinodermata; Crinoidea; Comatulida; Comatulidae
Product: coiled-coil domain-containing protein 91-like
Exons: 10
Coding region: 120-1670 (516 amino acids)
Biological process (GO): Golgi to lysosome transport
Cellular component (GO): trans-Golgi network
Source: RefSeq, a predicted model, not a curated record